Molecule: messenger RNA, 1189 nt
Organism: Meleagris gallopavo (turkey)
Lineage: Eukaryota; Metazoa; Chordata; Aves; Galliformes; Phasianidae
Source: RefSeq, a predicted model, not a curated record
GGUGCCCAAGGCCGUGGAUGGGCCCUAAGCAAACUGAGCUGGGGGGGUUUGGGGUCCCUCCCAACCCAAGCCGCAGCAGUAGAGGCUCAGUCAUGCUGGAGAUCUGAAACAACCGUGAUUCCGUGGCGAUUCAGCGUCCUGCAGACACAUGGGAAGUGCUGCCUGUCUUUACCACUGCUGUCCCAUCGGAGCUCACGCUCUGCUGCUCAGCACCCGUUGUUCUUACAAUCUUCCCCUUCUCUCCAGGCUCGCAUGGAGGUGGAUGCUGAUGGAAAUGGUGCUAAAAUAUUUGCUUACGCUUUUGACAAAAACCGUGGAAGGGGAUCUGGUCGCCUGCUGCAUGAGCUGCUCUGGGAGAGGCACCGUGGGGGGAUCGCUCCGGGAUUUCAGGUGGUACAUCUGAAUUCAGUGACCGUGGACAACCGCCUCGACAAUCUGCGCCUCGUCCCGUGGGGGUGGAAACCCAAAGCUGAAGAUCUCUCCAGUAAACAAAGGGAACAAAGUCUGUAUUGGCUGGCAAUCCAGCAGCUCCCUACAGACCCUAUAGAAGAGCAGUUUCCUGUGCUGAAUGUAACACGAUACUACAACGCUAACGGGGAUGUUGUGGAGGAGGAAGAGAACUCAUGCACAUACUAUGAAUGUCACUACCCCCCAUGCACAAUGAUUGAAAAACAGCUACGUGAAUUCAACAUCUGUGGCCGCUGCCAGGUGGCCAGGUACUGCGGGUCGCAGUGCCAGCAGAAGGACUGGCCUGCGCACAAGAAGCACUGUCGGGAGAAGAAAAGGACCUUCCAGCAGGAGCUCGGACCCGAGCGAUGACCGGGCGGCACAGGCCUCUCAGCAGCAGGAUUCCUUCUCAAAGGCAUUGGACUCUUGCUUUUGCACAGUAAUGACAGACUGCUUAUUGAAGCCAGAGGCACUGAAGAAGAAAAACCCUGUGAUGCUUGAGCAGAACAGCUGACUGGACGAAGCCGGCUCUGACUGGUGCUGUGGAAAGGGAUCGGGUCUACCCUUCCAGUAUUAUAUUCUCAAGCAAAAAGACUACUGUGGAGGCUCCAGGCAGGAAGCUUCUCAUUAUUUAUAUGUUAAUACGUUUGUAAACUCAUGUACAGUUUUUGUUAGAAAUUCUUGAUAGGACUCAUUACCUGUAAUGUGCAGAUGAGAACACAUUGUUGGCCUCAAAGUUUAA